CCAUGGGACGCUUGUGUGUGACCCACACACACCAUGCUGGGGACCCUGAAAAGAAUGCUGAGCAGUGACAGGGAGUGGGCAAGCAGAGUAUUGGAAUCUGGAUGUGAAACCAAGAUAACGUCCUCCAAGCAGCACACUUAUGAGGAGGACUCGCCACAGAUAACAGAAAGCCUUCCAAGCUGCAGUCUUGAGAGCUCAAGUCUCCGAGAUGAUUGGGAAGGCAAAGGCCUUUAUGAGAGACAACCAAGAAAUCCAGCCAGAAAUGCUGGCCCAGUGCUAAUCCGUCACAAAGAAAUGCCCACGUUAAACCAGCACAUGCCUCUUACUUUUUACCAGAAAAAGUCCUGUAGAUAUAAAAAAUGCAAGAGAGACUUCUGUCAAGAGCAAUUCGUUAUUAACCAAGGAAUUCAUAUAAAUGAGAAGCCCUACAAGUGUAGGGAGUGUGGGAAGGCUUUUAAGUAUGGCUCACGACUAAUCCAGCAUGAGAAUAUUCAUUCGGGCAAGAAGCCUUAUGAAUGUAAAGAGUGUGGGAAGGCCUUCAACUCUGGUUCAAAUUUCAUACAACACCAGAGAGUUCACACGGGUGAGAAACCUUACGCAUGUAAAGACUGUGCUAAAGCCUUCAGUCGAAGUUCCCAGCUCAUUGAGCAUCAGAGAAUCCAUACUGGGGAGAAACCCUAUCAGUGUAAGGAGUGUGGCAAGGCCUUCAAUCGUAUCUCACAUCUCAAGGUGCAUCACAGAAUCCAUACUGGGGAGAAGCCCUAUGUGUGUAAGGAGUGUGGGAAGACCUUUAGUCAUCGGUCUCAGUUGAUUCAACAUCAGACUGUUCAUACUGGCAAGAAACUCUUUGAGUGCAAAGAGUGCGGGAAGGCUUUUAAUCAGGGGUCCGCUCUAAUCCGACAUCAGAGAAUUCAUACGGGAGAAAAACCAUACAAGUGUAAGGCGUGUGGCAAGACCUUUAGAGUGAACUCACAGCUUAAGCAACAUCACAGAAUUCACACUGGAGAGAAACCGUACCAGUGUAAGGUUUGUGGUCGGGCCUUCAAGCGGGUCUCACAUCUCACAGUACAUUAUAGAAUUCAUACGAGUGAGAAGCCAUUUGAAUGCAAGGAAUGUGAGAAGGCCUUUAGUCGUUGCUCACAACUGAGUCAACAUCAGGUGAUCCAUUCAGAGGACAAGCCCUACAAGCAUCAGGGACGCCGGAGGAGCGUAAAGCACGAUGCAACACCUGAGCACCCCAGACUACGCAGCAGAGGGACACACACGAACAUAGUAAAUGUAGAAGAGCCAGCUCUUGGCACUUACCCACUAGUAAUCAUCAGGGAGUUUGUUGGCAAGCAGCCAUCUGAAUGGAAGUAAUGCAAAGAGCCCAUUAGCUUAGGGUAAUCACAGAUUGUGCAUCUUCAAGAAAGGGUAGA
Molecule: messenger RNA, 1418 nt
Organism: Mus pahari (shrew mouse)
Lineage: Eukaryota; Metazoa; Chordata; Mammalia; Rodentia; Muridae
Gene: Znf582
Product: zinc finger protein 582
Exons: 2
Coding region: 34-1359 (441 amino acids)
Biological process (GO): regulation of transcription by RNA polymerase II
Cellular component (GO): nucleus
Molecular function (GO): RNA polymerase II cis-regulatory region sequence-specific DNA binding; DNA-binding transcription factor activity, RNA polymerase II-specific
Source: RefSeq, a predicted model, not a curated record